Molecule: messenger RNA, 526 nt
Organism: Daucus carota subsp. sativus
Lineage: Eukaryota; Viridiplantae; Streptophyta; Magnoliopsida; Apiales; Apiaceae
Product: transcription factor bHLH90-like
Exons: 3
Coding region: 36-467 (143 amino acids)
Biological process (GO): regulation of DNA-templated transcription
Cellular component (GO): nucleus
Molecular function (GO): sequence-specific DNA binding; DNA-binding transcription factor activity
Source: RefSeq, a predicted model, not a curated record
GAGAUGCAGUUGAUUACAUCGCGGAUUUGAAACAAAUGAUUGCAUGCUUCCAGACUGAACUCAAAGAACUGGAAGAAGCAGAAUACAGUAAAACCAGUCCAAUAAAACAGUCACAUGAAGGUCUGCCUAAUUCUGAGGAAUGCCAGGAAACCGAGGUACAAAUGGAAAUAAUUCGGAUUGGCAAGAGGGAGUUCCUUCUGAAAUUCAUUCACAGUCGAAAGCAAGCUGGAGUCUUGAGAUUGCUGGAGGCUAUACAUUGUCUCGGUUUUCAAGUUGUGGACAUAAAUGUUACAACAUGCGAGGGAAAAGUCAUGAACAUUUUCAAGAUGGAGGUAAACCAAGAGGAUAUCGAACCAAACGAGUUGAAAGAAUCAUUGCUUGCAAUCUGGAGAUCAAAGUCAGAUGUUAUGCAUGAAGAGAAGAGUCUGAGUACAGUGAUUCAUCAGGAAGUUCAAGUAGGGAUAUAGAGAAAUUAAUAUUAAAGUUCGAACCAUUUAUUUCUUAUUAGUGUUGUCGUGUUGAGUAA